This is a messenger RNA of Pseudo-nitzschia multistriata, 1556 nucleotides long. The record is from the annotation of a GenBank genome assembly. NCBI's taxonomy places the organism in Eukaryota, Bacillariophyta, Bacillariophyceae, Bacillariales, Bacillariaceae.
UCACAGACAAAAAUACCAACAAACGAGGGAUUCAAUCGGGCGUAGUUUUUUCAUCGCAUGGAAAACAAGAGUGGAUACAAAUAUCGGAUUGGCUCUCCAUAGAAAACAAGACGAGAUGGCACUAUACACCCAAUUGACCCAGCCGUGCAAAAGGAGGACAGACAUACCGCGAGUUCUCAACUCGAGCCGAAAAUUACGUUUUCGGGCUUUAGUAUUCAUCCUCAUCAGCGAAGUCAUCACCUUCGUCCUCAUGAGCAGUAGCAUCUUGGUAUUGUUGGUAUUCGGAUACAAGAUCAUUCAAGUUGGAUUCAGCCUCAGUGAACUCCAUCUCGUCCAUACCCUCACCAGUGUACCAAUGAAGGAAGGCCUUGCGACGGAACAUGACAGUAAACUGAUCGGCGACACGCUUCCAUGCUUCUUGGAUGGCAGUCGAGUUACCAAUGAAGACACUGGACAUCUUAAGUCCCUUGGGUGGGAUGUCACAAAUGGAUGCCUUGAGGUUGUUAGGGAUCCAUUCCACAAAGUAGGAAGAAUGCUUGUUGACCAUUUGAAGCAUUUGGUCAUCGACCUCUUCACUGGACAUACUUCCUCGGAACAUCAUUGCGCAUGUCAGGUAUCGUCCGUGACGAGGAUCGGCAGCACACAUCAUAUUCUUGGCAUCGAAUGCUUGUUGAGUGAGCUCGGGCACCGUCAAGACACGGAACCCUUGAGAGCUGUAAGCAGUCAGAGGAGCAAAUCCGACCAAGAAGAAGUGAAGACGAGGGAAAGGAACCAUGUUAACGGCAAGCUUUCGAAGAUCGCAGUUCAGUUGUCCGGGGAAUCGAAGCGAACAGGUAGUUCCGGUGAUGGCAUUUGCGAUCAGGUGGUUAAGAUCGCUGUAAGUGGGGUUCGCAAGCUUGAGAGUACGGAAGCAAAUGUCAUAAAGUGCUUCGUUAUCAAGAGCGAAAGAUUGGUCGGCAUUCUCAACAAGUUGGUGAAUGGAAAGGGUGGCAUUGUAAGGCUCGACAACAGUAUCGGAAACCUUGGGGGAAGGGAUGACACUGUAUGUGCUGAUGAUACGAUCAGGGUAUUCCUCCUUGAUCUUGGAAACAAGAAGGGUUCCCAUACCGGAUCCGGUACCUCCUCCCAUCGAGUGAGUGACUUGGAAACCCUGAAGGACUUCGCAUCCUUCGGCCUCCUUGCGAACGGCUUCCAUGAUGUUGUCUACGAGUUCUGCUCCCUCUGUGUAAUGACCCUUGGCCCAGUUAUUUCCAGCUCCGCUCUGUCCGAAGAUGAAGUUAUCGGGACGGAAAAGAGAUCCGUAUGCUCCACCUCGAAUGGAGUCCAUGGUUCCGGGUUCCAAAUCGGUAAGAACGGCACGGGGAACAUAUCGUCCUUCUUGCCCUUCGUUGAAGUAAACGCCAAUUCGUUGCAAUUGGAGCUCAUUAUCACCAAUAUAGUUUCCGGCGGGGUCAAUGCCGUGCUCAGCGGCCAUGACCUGCGAUUCAGAUAAUCAUAAUUGUUGUAAGGUAAAGUCGCAAGUCGAAAAAGAKACAAAAUACAGCGUGUCAGUCACC